Molecule: messenger RNA, 1535 nt
Organism: Artibeus jamaicensis (Jamaican fruit-eating bat)
Lineage: Eukaryota; Metazoa; Chordata; Mammalia; Chiroptera; Phyllostomidae
Gene: MARCKSL1
Product: MARCKS like 1
Exons: 2
Coding region: 189-788 (199 amino acids)
Biological process (GO): actin filament organization; central nervous system development
Cellular component (GO): cytoplasm; plasma membrane
Molecular function (GO): calmodulin binding; actin filament binding
Source: RefSeq, a predicted model, not a curated record
GAGCAGAUCGGCGACUGGUGCAGUUGUUGGGUCGGGCACGAAGAGGGGGGUGCAGCUUGAUUUCCCCCGAUACCCCUCCCCCUCAGGCGCGAGCCCCACCCCUUCGCCCGCCAGGCCGACCCCGCCGAACCACCCCCUGCGGCGCGAGCCCGGGGUGGCUCCGGGCGCCCCCCAGCAGACCCCCCAUCAUGGGCAGCCAGAGCUCCAAGGCUCCCCGGGGCGACGUGACCGCCGAGGAGGCAGCAGGCGCUUCCCCGACUAAGGCCAACGGACAGGAGAAUGGCCACGUGAAAAGCAAUGGAGACUUAUCCCCCAAGGGUGAAGGGGAGUCGCCCCCUGUGAACGGAACGGAGGAGGCAACUGGGGCCACUGGUGAUACCAUUGAGCCAGCACCCCCAAGCCAGGGAGCUGAAGCCAAGGGGGAUGUACCCCCCAAGGAGACCCCCAAGAAGAAGAAGAAAUUCUCUUUCAAGAAGCCUUUCAAAUUGAGCGGCCUGUCCUUCAAGAGAAAUCGGAAGGAGGGUGGGGGUGAAUCGUCUGCUUCCUCACCCACAGAGGAAGAGCAGGAGCAGGGGGAGAUCGGUGCCUGCAGCGAGGAAGGCACUGCCCAGGAAGGGAAGGCUGCUGCCAUCCCCGAGAGCCAGGAAUCCCAGGCCAAGGGGGCAGAGGCUAGCACUGCCUCCAAGGCAGGAGACACAGAAGAGGAGGCAGGGCCCCAGGCUGCAGAGCUGUCCACUCCCUCCGGGCCAGAGAGUGGCCCAACACCUGCCAGCGAGCAGAAUGAGUAGCUGGGUGGGGGCAGGUGGGUGAUCUCUAAGCUGCAAAAACUGUGCUGUCCUUGUGAGGUCACUGCCUGGACCUGGUGCCCUGGCUGCCUUCCUGUGCCCAGAAAGGAAGGGGCUGUUGCCCCCUCCCAGCCACGAUCGAUCCCUUUCCUCCUUUCCUUCCCUCCUGUGGAUUCUCCCAUCAUCCACCUGGUCUUCCUCUCAAGGCCAGUUGAAGAUGGUCCCUUCCCUGUUUCCCCAAGUUAGGUUAGUGACGUGAAAUGCUCCUGUCCUUGGCCCCACCUCUUUUCCUGUCCCCAUCCCUGCAGAAGGCAAUUGCUGGUUUUUCCCAAUUCUUUUCCAAGUAGGUUUUGUUUACUCCCCAAAUCCCUGAGCCAGAUGUGGGGUGCCUGUGUCCAGCCUUCCCCCUGUUGAGUUUAGUCUCUUGUGCUGUGCCUAAGUGGCACCUGGGCUAGGGGAGGACACUGCCCCUGUCUAGGUUUUUAUAUUUGUCUUACUCAAGUUCAAACCUCCAGCUUGUGAAUCAGCUUUGUCUUUUUUGACUUGGUAAGCAAGUAUUAGGCUCUGGGGUGGGGGAAGGUCUGUAAUGUGAAACAACUUCUUGUUGUCUUUUCCCCCCUCCCAUUGUUGUAAAUAACUUUUAAUGGCCAAACCCCAGAUUUGUACUUUUUUUUUUCUAACUUCUAAAACCAUUUUCUUCCACCUGGUUUUACUGUAACAUUUGGAAAAGGAAUAAAUGUUGUCCCUUUA